Messenger RNA from Stegodyphus dumicola, 314 nucleotides. Its product is annotated as receptor-type tyrosine-protein phosphatase kappa-like. Gene Ontology annotation, molecular function: protein tyrosine phosphatase activity. Lineage: Eukaryota; Metazoa; Arthropoda; Arachnida; Araneae; Eresidae. The record is from RefSeq and is a predicted model, not a curated record. Gene Ontology annotation, biological process: protein dephosphorylation.
AUUGCUACGAAAGGUGAAAAUCACAGCACGAGACAUGCAAUGAAGGAAGCUAAUGAACUGAAAAACAGUUAUAAGAAAAUGAUACCGUAUGAUUAUAACCGUGUAGUUUUGGAGGCACUUCCCGGAGUUCCUGAUUCUGAUUAUAUCAACGCGUCUUUCAUCGAUGGCAUUUUGAAACCAAAUGCGUACAUCGCUACACAAGGUCCAAACGAGCAUACGAUAUCAGAUUUCUGGAGAGCCGUUUGGGAACAAAAGUCACACGUCAUCGUCAUGCUCACCAAAGUCUUUGACUUCAUCAGGGUAGGUGAAUUUUU